This is a messenger RNA of Pangasianodon hypophthalmus (striped catfish), 2324 nucleotides long. RefSeq names its product myelin-associated glycoprotein. The transcript is spliced from 10 exons. The record is from RefSeq and is a predicted model, not a curated record. Lineage: Eukaryota; Metazoa; Chordata; Actinopteri; Siluriformes; Pangasiidae. The coding region runs from base 72 to 1583 and encodes 503 amino acids.
ACUUCAGCUCAAGAACUGGAGACGCUAACAUACUCUGUCUCUUCUCCAGGUGAUCUUUCCUGAACAGAGAGAUGAAAUCAGCAGAGAAACUCAUCAUCAUCGUUUGUUUUCUGUUUCAAGGUGUUUUGUGUAGAGAAUUCUCCAUCAGUCUACCACAGAGUGUAGAAGCUCUGAGAGGACUCUGUGUUCUCAUACCCUGCAGGUUUGAGAUUAAAGAAGAAUUUGAUGCAGACCUCAAGACAGAUCUUACAGGAAUCUGGUUAAAAGACGGCAGUAACCAUAACUAUAACCAAGUCUUUAACUCUAAAGAAACUAAAGAGAACAAGAUUGAAGGGGAAAUUAUAGGAGACCUCCACAUGAAGAACUGCACCACCAUCUUCUACAACAUCAGAAAGAAUUACACUGGAAGAUAUUACUUUAGAAUAGAAACUUCAGGAAGACUGAAAGAGACAUAUAGAUCAUCAGUACGUAUAAGAGUGCGAGACUCUCCAAUCAGCCCCUCAAUAACACUGUAUAAGGAGGAUCAGGGGAAGGUGGAGGACCAAAAUGAGGUGGUGGAGAGAACUUCAGUGAGUCUCAUUUGCUCUGCUCCAGCUCCUCCAUGUCUCUUAAAGCCUCCCACUUUUACAUGGAACUUCCUGCCUGAGGAGAGAAGACAGGAGCAGAACCACAACACCAGCUUCAGUUCCUCUCAGCUGAACUUCAGCGCUACUCACCUGCAUCAUAGAGUCAAUUUCACCUGCACUGCCACCUACCAGCUCCAGAACAAGAACAAAUCAGCACAGAGCUCUUUUACACUACAUGUUCUGUAUGCUCCUAGAAGCACGUCAGUAUCAGCGUCUCCAUCUGCUUCAGUGCUUUUGGGCAGUUCAGUGUCUCUGAAUUGCAGCAGUGAUGCAAACCCAGCAGUGCUGAACUACACCUGGUACAGAGAGAACAGAGGGCAGAUAGGAACCGGAAAACAUCUCACCAUCAACACGACUGAUUCUACACAGAGUGGUUUAUACUACUGUAGAGCUCAAAACCAGCUCGGAGAUCACAGCUCAUCUGUGUACCUGGAUGUUCAGUAUGCUCCUCGGGUCUCUCCCUUCUCCAUCUGUAACAGCGCUAAGGAUUUGAUCAUGUGUUUCUGUGAAGUUCGUGGAAAUCCAUCUCCUAAACUGGAGUGGCGUCUCUCCGGGCAAACUGUCUCUCCCUCUGAGGUGACAUCUAUCCGAGAGGAGUCUGUGUGUAACAUGGGUUUAAGAAGCUUUAUUACCAUUCGUGAAUCAUUUAUAGACACGCCCACUCUGCAGUGUGUUGGCUCCAACAACCUGGGUGUUGACACACACCUGUUUAAUAUCAUUUCAGAUCACAGACACACUGCAGUACUUUAUCUGGUUCUAUCUCUCUCUGUGGUUCUCCUUCUGUGUGUUGGUGUUAUUGGAUUUCUCAUCUACAAAUUAAAGCAAUUGUCCAGUAAAAUGAAAGUUCUACAGACAGGAGAUACUUACGCUUCUCUCCAGCUCUCUGCUGUACAGAACUCUGAUUAUGAAACUCUGCAGACUAACAGAGAGACGAGAGGAAAAAAGGACAACAGCUGAAAAGCUGCACUUUUUCAUCACUCGAUUUUCAGCCACAUCAGGAAUAAACAGUGUGUGUGUGUUGCUGUUACAGUAAAAUAAUCAACAGUGGGGUGGCAGGAUAAAGCAGAGCUACUGUUACCACCUUGAAGUUGAUUACUUUCCUAUAACAGCACAUCCCCACGAGUUUUAUUCUUCUUAUUCCACAGCACUUUGACAACAAUUACAAUUUUUUCAUUUAUUAAAUUUCAACAUUUCGUACUUUUAAUCCAUUUAUAGUUACAUUUAAUGUUGUGGACCAUCAGUGGAACAAAUUAUUUCCUGUUCUCACUUGGUUUAUAGCAGCUAUAGACAGUCGUUCCCUCAGAAGCGUCUCGUUUUUCUCUGUCUCGAAGUUAAUAAGAUAAAAAAUGCAGCUUGUCAUGUUAAACUCUUCUGUCUUUAAGAUGGAGGAAAUCGUGUAUUUUAUUGUAUAAAGGGUUUUUAAAAACCUGUGUUCAUUUAGCGGUGUGUUUAUUGUUUAUUGCUGUAAAUGAUGUUGAAAUUUACUUUUAUAUAAAUACAAAUAUGUGUUAUUGAUUGUUUAUUUUAAUGUUCAGGUUUUUGUGUGAGUGAAAAAAAUUCUUGUUACAAUUCAGUACAUGACAUAUUUAUCAUUUAUUUUUUAGUUUAAUCUAUUUUUAGUUUAAUCUAUAUUAUAAUUAUUAUAUAUAUUAUUAUAUCUAGAAUAUUAAAUAUUCACCAGUGGUUCUUUGUUUUGCU